UCCAGUGCGUUCUCCUGUUCUCCUAACUGCCAUAGCUGUGAUACCGACAUAAUUCUCCUGGUUGAAAAGUGACCGACAAACUGUUUUGUAGGCAUCAUCUGUUUCACUCCAUGCCGGUGAUCAGAGUUUUUGUCCGCCAGAGAAUGAGGAAGUACGGAGUGACAUGACGUAAGUUCCGGUCACCUGAUUUCUUAUCAACACCUUCAAAGCCGCCAUAUUAGAUGUGUAGGUCUUUCGAAGUUUUGGUUUUGUUAUCACUUGGUCUUCGGGCCUGGUGCCCUUCAGAGGAUGGAAGCACCGAAAAAAGGGAGGCUCCUGACUUUUAAAAACAAGACAUUUAAGAUGUGGAGAAAGAGACGACAACGUCCAGCUCUUGAUAAAAAGAGCGGAGUAAAGGAAACCCCAAAUUUACAAAUGCCACCCCUGUCGACAUCUGAGGAGAGUGAAAUGUCUAACUGUGAGACCACUGUGGAUCUGCCUAAACCACAAGAUGAUCAAAGUAUAGGCACAUCUAUAAAAGAACAGAGCUCAACGACUUCAGAUAUAACAUGUGUGGAUAUAACUUCUGUCUAUAUGACCUCAGCAGACAGCGAGAAAAGACUCAAGGAUAUGUCCAGUGAAGGACAAAAACAACUGGUUGUUUGUUUACAACCUAAUGACGUCCUUGGAAAUGACUAUAGAAGAUUGGCUGAUAAAUUGGGAUAUAGGAAUGAUUAUAUCAAGUAUCUAGGAAGUACAGAUGAACCAGUAAAAACAUUAAUUAAGGAAAAAGGAGACAUGAAAAUUCUGGAGUUGAUUCCACUGUUAGAAGAUAUGGGGAGAAACGAUGUGGUGGAAGAACUUCAGAAAAGUUUAAAGGCGACCUCUACUCCAAAGCAAAUAGAAGAGCGAGUAAGGAGACGCGAAAACAAACUGAUGACAACUUGUGAACACUACGAUGCAUUCAUUUGUUUUGGCCAGAAUGAUAGACAAUUUGUUGACUCGCUGACUAAAAAGAUGGAGGGUCGACCUUACAAGUUACAUCUUUGUUUGAGUGAACGGGACUUUCUGCCUGGUGGAUCCAUUUAUGACAUAACUGCUGAGGCCAUUGAAAGGUGUUCAAAGUUUGUGGUUAUCUUGUCAAAACAUUUCGACAACAGUGAUGGUGCACGCUAUGAAUCACAGAUUGCCAUGAGUCUUGCACCAGGGGCCAAAGAGAAACGACUUAUACCAGUUCUCAUUGAUGAGGAUUAUAGAGGGAAGAUUCCACGCUCUAUUUCUCAUAUCACCUACCUUGAUCGCCUUCGACAAGAAGAGAAUGACUUUUGGAAAAAACUAGCAACAUCACUUGGCUGGAAGGAACACAAAAACGGCUGUAAAAAGAAGCAUACCAGCUAGGUUAUUGGCCUUAUAUGUCCUUUUAAAGUACAAAGCAUCUUAAAUUUUCUUAACAUGGAAAAUCCAAAAAAAAAAUCAGCAACCCAUGAAAGUGUCAUUUGUACAGCAUUUAUCUGAGUGGCACUGUGGCACUUUGUGGGAGGUGUGGUGGCCUCAAGGUUAGUUUGCUGGACUUCAGAUCAAGCAGUCUGGGUUUGAGCCCUGGCCAGGGACAUUGUGUUGUGUUCUUGAGCCACACACUUUAUUCUUAC
This is a messenger RNA of Orbicella faveolata, 1628 nucleotides long. RefSeq names its product myeloid differentiation primary response protein MyD88-like. Gene Ontology annotation, biological process: MyD88-dependent toll-like receptor signaling pathway; positive regulation of canonical NF-kappaB signal transduction. Lineage: Eukaryota; Metazoa; Cnidaria; Anthozoa; Scleractinia; Merulinidae. The record is from RefSeq and is a predicted model, not a curated record. Gene Ontology annotation, molecular function: TIR domain binding.